CUGAACGUGUUUGUGUCUCCUCACUGCUGUAACAACCUAUUUCAACCUGCGUCAGGAAAUAAUAAGUGAAUAAGCAUGUCAAGAGGAGAAAUCAUCGUUCUUAUUUUGUCUUUGCUGUUUGAGGCUUCACUGAAGCAACUAUGUGAAAGGGAGACAGACUGUCCCAAAGACAACCAGCAUGUUUUCAGUUCAUCUACAACAGAAAUCCCACGCUUCCUGAAACCAGGUGUCACUGAGUUUUUUUUUUUGUCAAGCCAGAUUGAAACAAUCCCCAAAGGAGCCUUUGUUGAAAACCCGCAGCUUGAAAAGGUGGAGUUACUGUCCACCACCACGACAUCUAUUGAACCGGGAGCUUUUGAAGGUUUGGUAGACCUCAAGCAUAUUGAGAUCUCAAGCACUCCAUUAACGUGGAUCCCAGUGGGAGUCUUUAAAGACCUCGGCAACCUAGAGACGAUUAGUCUAAAGCUUAACAAGCUCCGUAGUCUGGAAAAAGGCUUGUUUGAUGGCCUUGACAAAUUAACAGAGCUCCAGUUACAUGGGAACGACAUCGGAUCGAUCGAAGAUGGGACAUUUGAUGGCCUGGAGAACCUCUUGAUGCUUCAUUUGGCUAAAAACAAUCUCUCUGCUGUAUCAACCCACUGGUUUUCAAAUUUGAAUAAACUGCAGAUACUACGACUUUACGAGAAUCAGCUGACCUCGGUUCCUGAAGACAUUUUCCAGAAUUUGCCAAACUUGAAGGAAAUUAGCUUGCAUGGAAACCAAAUAGCAGAAUUGUCACCUAAUCUAUUUCCACAUAAAGACAAACUCAAUAAACUGCUUCUGGAGAAUAAUCUUCUUACAGGUUUGCCUGAAGGAUUCUUCGUUGGCUUCCCUCAGCUUAAAACGCUGACCUUACGGAAAAAUAAACUGACAAGUCUACCACCUGUGCUUUUUGGAGAAAUGCCUAAAUUGACAGAUUUGAGCCUCAGUCAAAACAGUCUUAGCACUAUUCCUAAAGGAGUAUUUAGCCCUCUGAAGAAACUCAAGAAGUUAGAUCUGUCUAAAAAUCAGUUUGUAAAGGUGUAUGCUGAGUACCUUGAAGGCCCUGAGAAGCUGGUAGAUCUGAAUCUACAAAACAACAAGAUAAAGUCGCUGGAUGCAGAUCUGUUUGAAAAGCUACAAUCGGUGGUCACACUCAGGCUGGCUCACAAUGACCUCCAUACUCUUCCAGAGGAUAUUUUUGACCCUUUAUUAAAACUGAAGAGACUUUACCUCAAUGACAACCCGUGGCGAUGUGACUGUAAUCUGAUUCCUCUUCACCUCUGGAUAAAAGCAAACUCUGACAAGAUUGUGUCUGCUGCUGUCUGUGAGUAUCCAGAACAUCUAAAAGGGCAGAAUAUUAAAUCAUUAACAGAGGAUCAAUUUAUUUGCCCCACCCUUCCCCCCACUACCACAACAUUUCCCACUACAGAACCAACAACCACAGUUACUACCACAACACCACUUCUAACAACACCUACCACCACUUUACCAACCACCACUCCCACCACUACACACCCAACUACAGAACCAACUAGCACAACACCAACAACCACCUUUCCAACCACAACUAUAACAACAACCCCCGUAUUAACCACAACACUAGCCACAACAAUACCAACAACUACGAUUCUGCAAACAACUACACCCACAACCACACCCAUUAUUACGACAACUCUACCUAUGACGACAACAAUCACACCCACAACCACCAUAAUGACAACCCUACCUACAACCCUUCCUACAACCACACCAACAAACACUAUUAUGACAACCCUUCCUACGACCACAACAACACCCACAACCACAAUUAUGACAACUGUAUUAACCACCACAAUAGCAACCACACCCACAACCACUAUAACAACAACUCUACCCAAGACAACCACACCCACUAUUAUGACAACUAUUUUGACAACUGUAGCUAUGACAACAACCACUUUAACGACAACUGUACCUACUACCACGACAACAACCACACCCAGAUCCACCAUUACGACAACUGUACCUUCAACCACGACAACCGCAACCACUUUUCCAUCCAUCACCACCACCACAACAACUAUGUCCACAACCGCCCUUACCACUACCCAACCUACCACCUCCCAAACAACAACGCCUUUUCCUCAAACCACUCCAGUGAUCUUCACCUGUCCCAUGGAGCCAAUCAGUCAGGAGCCAUCGCCUUCCUUCACACAUCAGUACAGAAACAAAGUUCAGGGGUGCAAAUCUCAGAUGAUGAUCUACACCACACUGCUGGUGUUGGAGAUCACUUGCACACUGGUGCUGGCGAGGUUUACCCUGUCCCUCUACCGACUGCUGCAGCGCAGGGAGAGUAAGAACCAGAGGGUUGAACUAACCCGGUUCUCCUACAGGAGGGAGGUCAUCCUCAGGCCUCUACAUCAUGAGCUGGAGAAGAUUAGUCAAGGAGUGGAAGAUGGUUGGUGGAAGCUUAUUUAUGGAGUUCCUGCCAAGGUUCAGGAAGGAAUAAGCAUGUCAAGAGGAGAAAUCAUCGUUCUUAUUUUGUCUUUGCUGUUUGAGGCUUCACUGAACCAACUAUGUGAAAGGGAGACAGACUGUCCCAAAGACAACCAGCAUGUUUUCAGUUCAUCUACAACAGAAAUCCCACGCUUCCUGAAACCAGGUGUCACUGAGUUUUUUUUUUUGUUAAGCCAGAUUGAAACAAUCCCCAAAGGAGCCUUUGUUAAAAACCCGCAGCUUGAAAAGGUGGAGUUACUGUCCACCACCACGACAUCUAUUGAACCGGGAGCUUUUGAAGGUUUGGUAGACCUCAAGCAUAUUGAGAUCUCAAGCACUCCAUUAACGUGGAUCCCAGUGGGAGUCUUUAAAGACCUCGGCAACCUAGAGAGGAUUAUCCUAAAGCUUAACAAGCUCCGUAGUCUGGAAAAAGGCUUGUUUAAUGGCCUUGACAAAUUAACAGAGCUCCAGUUACAUGGGAACGACAUCGGAUCGAUCGAAGAUGGGACAUUUGAUGGCCUGGAGAACCUCUUGAUGCUUCAUUUGGCUAAAAACAAUCUCUCUGCUGUAUCAACCCACUGGUUUUCAAAUUUGAAUAAACUGCAGAUACUACGACUUUACGAGAAUCAGCUGACCUCGGUUCCUGAAGACAUUUUCCAGAAUUUGCCAAACUUGAAGGAAAUUAGCUUGCAUGGAAACCAAAUAGCAGAAUUGUCACCUAAUCUAUUUCCACAUAAAGACAAACUCAAUAAACUGCUUCUGGAGAAUAAUCUUCUUACAGGUUUGCCUGAAGGAUUCUUCGUUGGCUUCCCUCAGCUUAAAACGCUGACCUUACGGAAAAAUAAACUGACAAGUCUACCACCUGUGCUUUUUGGAGAAAUGCCUAAAUUGACAGAUUUGAGCCUCAGUCAAAACAGUCUUAGCACUAUUCCUAAAGGAGUAUUUAGCCCUCUGAAGAAACUCAAGAAGUUAGAUCUGUCUAAAAAUCAGUUUGUAAAUGUGUAUGCUGAGUACUUUGAAGGCCCUGAGAAGCUGGUAGAUCUGAAUCUACAAAACAACAAGAUAAAGGCGCUGGAUGCAGAUCUGUUUGAAAAGCUACAAUCGGUGGUCACACUCAGGCUGGCUCACAAUGACCUCCAUACUCUUCCAGAGGAUAUUUUUGACCCUUUAUUAAAACUGAAGAAUCUUUACCUCAAUGACAACCCGUGGCGAUGUGACUGUAAUCUGAUUCCUCUUCACCUCUGGAUAAAAGCAAACUCUGACAAGAUUGUGUCUGCUGCUGUCUGUGAGUAUCCAGAACAUCUAAAAGGGCAGAAUAUUAAAUCAUUAACAGAGGAUCAAUUGAUUUGCCCCACCCUUCCCCCCACUACCACAACAUUUCCCACUACAGAACCAACAACCAUCGUUACUACCACAACAACAAUUCUAACAACACCUACCACCACUUUGCCAACCACCACUCCCACCACUACACUUCCAACUACAGAACCAACUAGCACAACACCAACAACCACCUUUCCAACCACAACUAUACCAACAACCCCCGUCUUAACCACAUCACUAGCCACAACAAUACCAACAACUACGAUUCUGCAAAUAACUACACCCACAACAACUACCACAACCACUAUUAUGACAACAAUACCCACAACUAUGACAACAACCACACCCACAACCACCAUAAUGACAACCCUACCUACAACCACCACAACAACCACACCCACUAUUACGACAACUCUACCUACAACGACCACACCCACAACCACCAUAAUGACGACUGUAUUAACCACCACAACAGCAACCACACCCACAACCACUAUAACAACAACCCUACCCAAGACAACCACAACCACUAUUAUGACAGCUAUUUUGACAACUGUACCUACUACCAGGACAACAACCACACCCACAACCACUUUUCCACCCACCACCACCACCACCACCACCACCACAACUAUGUCCAAAUCUCAGAUGAUGAUCUACACACUGCUGGUGUUGGAGAUCACUUGCACACUGGUGCUGGCGAGGUUUACCCUGUCCCUCUACCGACUGCUGCAGCGCAGGGAGAGUAAGAACCAGAGGGUUGAACUAACCCAAUUCUCCUAGAGGAGGGAGGUCAUCCUCGGACCUCUGCAUAAGGCAGCAACUGGAUGAAUGUAAAUAACAACUGCCCCUUGAGAGAAAGCUCACUUGUUUGGUGCAAAAGAUGGUAAAUGAGCACAUGUGCAACCAUAUGAUCUGCCAAGGCAUUCUUAGGUAAUAAAAUGAACCCUCUACUUGUUUAUAUAAUGUAUGUGUGUAUAUAACAUAUUAACAUCAAUACAAUAUUAAAUACAAAUAUAACUAAAAGUUAUGUCAUACAUUUCCAAUGUUAACCUAUUGAUCACAUGUUUUAGCAGGCUGUUUAUCAAUGAAACAAGGAAAUGUAUCAUCAUGAAAGUCUUUGAUUGUAAAGGAUUUUUGAGAGAAAAAAAAUUCAUAAAUAAAAACAUGUUAUGUGGUUAAUAAAUAGUAAAGUUGUCAAAAGAAAAAAUCUUCCUGGAUAUCUGUUUUACUGCACUCGGGUACAAAAAAAACACCCUCUUACAGCAGGGGGAGACAGAGAUCCAUGAAAUGAUGUCCCAUUCACAGAUAACAGAAGGAGUUUAGGAAACUUGAUCUCAGACAAUCUAUGUGUCUGCAAGUUAGAUGAAAUUGUAAUAAAUUGGAUGAAAUGUAUAGUUGUUUCUUUUAGAGUUAAGCAAUAAAGCUUUAUCUUUUGUUACAGUAGAAAUGUUGAUUGCUGCAAACUGUAUUGCACAAUGGAUCUUUACAGCUAAACAAAUUAAUCCAAGAGGUUAACUCAUUAUGUGGCAGAGUGAAAGACAGUGUGCAGGCUCUGGGUGUGCGUUGGUACAGUACGGUUGUCUACCUGAUAACUAAAGGUUAAAUACAUUAAUUAGGCCUUUUAUUAGAUAGUAGCACAGAAAGAGAACAGUAGGGCAGAUUCAUUAACCUGUCUGUGUGAACAUGUCUGUGUGU
This is a messenger RNA of Trematomus bernacchii (emerald rockcod), 5517 nucleotides long. RefSeq lists its product as uncharacterized. The record is from RefSeq and is a predicted model, not a curated record. Gene Ontology annotation, molecular function: protein binding. Gene Ontology annotation, cellular component: extracellular matrix. NCBI's taxonomy places the organism in Eukaryota, Metazoa, Chordata, Actinopteri, Perciformes, Nototheniidae. The transcript has 4 exons. Bases 76 to 4602 code for a protein of 1508 amino acids.